GCAACCAAUGCAAAUUUCGGGUGAUGUGAUUGACUUGUUCAUUUUAUGAUACGUAGCAAUAUCUCACGAAUGUUAGACGUACUUGUGAAUUUCUUGGAAUUUAAGUUUCCUACGUCAAAUUGUUUGGCAAUUAUUAAUGACCUCAGGUGAAAUUAAACAGUCAUCUUACUUGUCAAUUGAUUUAUCUUUUAAACUCGGUCAGUGGUUAUGUUUCGAUAUUCACUGCAAGUAUUGAAAAUCUAUAGUAUAUGUAACAUGAACUAUACUUUUCAGUACUUGCAAUGAAUAUCGAAACGCAGCCAAUAGGUGCAGUAAAUCUUUGCUCCAAAUUCCAGACUGUGAUAUAUUUUCUCGACAAAAAGUUUUCCUUACCUAAAGUUACUGUCUUAAAUCGUAAUCCUUUAUAGAAAAUUCAUAUAUCGAUAUACAAUGUACAAUGUCAAUAUUCAAUAAAAGAAAUCGAAUUCUAAAGAUAAAAUGUUGCUAUCCCUAGAAAUUUUUAAGAGUAAAAUAUUCUGUUAAGUCGUCAUACAUCAAAUGCAGUGUGAAUCUUCCAUCAGAGCAAUAAAACUAAAGGCUUACUAUUAUUGUAAAGUGGACAUUAGUGAAUUUAAAGAUAAAAAGGAUGUACUUAAUAUUCAUAAUAAAGUAAAUGAAAGAUAUAAUAUAAUAUUGAAGGAAAGAAAACUCUGCCCCUCUACAAUUUAUACUUACAAUUUAUACAUAUAGAUUAACAAUUAUGUUCUUCAGUAUUGACGACAGCAGGAUCAUGGCUUUAACAACUAUGUCACACCUGUCAAAUUUGAAACCUAUAUGUUUGUACUGCUGAGAUAUGACAAAUUUCUUAAUCCUAGCAUUUGCCAUCUUUUGAUACUUAAAGGAUCUACAAAGGUUUACAGCAAUGCGAGGGUUUCUUAUGUGCAAUGUUUCACCAAUAGGGUUAUGUAAAGAUGUGAUAAGAUUGAAAGAAUUUAUCAACAAACAUCAUCAAUUGUGUGUAUUAACUGGAGCAGGAGUAUCUACAGAAAGUGGUAUUCCUGACUAUAGAUCAGCAAAAGUUGGACUUUAUGCACGUAGUGAUCAUAGACCUAUCCACUACAAAGAAUUUUGUGCCAGUGAAAAGACUAGAAGACGAUACUGGGCCAGAAAUUUUGUUGGUUGGCCAAGAUUUUCAUCUUUUAAACCAAAUAUUACACAUAUGAUACUAAAAGACUUGGAAUAUACUGGGAAAAUAGGAUUUAUCAUUACACAAAAUGUAGAUAAUUUGCACUCAAAAGCAGGAUGUAAGAAGAUAAUAGAAUUACAUGGAACAGCAUUCAAAGUAAUGUGUCUUAAUUGCAGUCAUAAAAUAUGCAGAUGUGAAUUUCAAGAAAUUCUCCAGAAAUGUAAUCCAUCUAUGGUUACAAUGACUCAAAUGAUAAGACCUGACGGAGAUGUAGAAUUAUCACAGGAACAUGUGGAACACUUUAAUAUUCCAGCUUGUAAUAACUGUGGAGGUAUUUUGAAACCAGAUAUUGUGUUUUUUGGAGAUAAUGUACCACACAAGGUAGUGCAGAAUGUAAAAACUAAUGUAGAGAAUUCAGAUGCUUUAUUAAUCCUGGGUACAAGUCUUAGCACAUUUUCAGCAUACAGAAUUGUAUUGCAAGCAAUUGAUGCAAAAAAACCGAUUGCAAUAAUAAACAUUGGCAAAACUAGAGCUGAUGAAUUAGUAAACUUGAGAGUGGAAGGAAGAUGUGGAGAUAUUUUCCCAAAAGUUUGCAAACUAUAAAAACCAAAUAAUUUAAUAAAAUAAUGAUGGACAUAAAUAACUUUAUAAACUUAAUAUAUGUAAUAUAUGUAUACAGUAAUUUAUGGAACUGUUGAAUUUAAAGACAUUUAUAAUUAUUUAAAAAUUAUGUAUUCCUUAAUAUACAUAUUUUAAGUAAUGAUAUAAAAAUCAAGAUACAAUAAACAAAUACUUCUGUUGGAAUAUCUCAGGUUUCUUCCAUUUAAUUUUGUAAUUAGUUAUUCAGAUGUUACAUAUGCAUAUAAAUACUUUGUUUCUUAAUGGGAAGAUUUUGUCUCCUUUGCAUUUUGAAGACUCUGAGUAAUGUAUAAUUUUGCUAAACUUUGAGCACAGAACUGUGAGAUAUGCUCACUGUAAGUAUUGAUUUGUC
Molecule: messenger RNA, 2156 nt
Organism: Harpegnathos saltator (Jerdon's jumping ant)
Lineage: Eukaryota; Metazoa; Arthropoda; Insecta; Hymenoptera; Formicidae
Gene: Sirt4
Product: NAD-dependent protein deacylase sirtuin-4
Exons: 5
Coding region: 902-1768 (288 amino acids)
Cellular component (GO): mitochondrial matrix
Molecular function (GO): NAD+ binding; histone deacetylase activity, NAD-dependent
Source: RefSeq, a predicted model, not a curated record